CGCUGGAGAUUGGAGAGACUUAUCUGAGCUACACUUCCACAGUGGACGAAUCUGCACUUCGUCCCUCGAUUCGGUCACAGUUAUUACAUGCGUCCCUGAAAUAUUUAGCAAGAAGCAAGGCAAGCCGAGCCCCGGGUAAUCAACUGGGACCAUGUCGACCACCGAAGACGUGCCCGCUUUCUUUAAAUACGCGGGGCCGGGUAGCCCCAAAUUCUGUGGCAUGUUGUGCCCGGUGGAGAGCUCCACCGAGAAAAAGACCCUGGAUUUUGAUUCCGUGUCAGCGGGCAGGGACAGUAGAGAGGCGGGCGCCCUGGUCAUUGAUAAGCAGGGUGAGAUCCUCUCUCAACCCGCCAGAAGGAAGGUUGAGAUACGGAGAAGCACUGGCAAAGAGACGCUGCAGAACCUCAUCGAUCAGAGUGAUCGUCUCUUGAUCAAAGGCGGGAAGAUCGUAAACGAUGACCAGUCCUUCUGUGCUGACAUCUACAUGGAGGAUGGCCUUAUCAAACAAAUCGGGGAGAAUUUGAUCGUCCCGGGCGGGGUGAAGACCAUUGAGGCCCACGGGCGCAUGCUGAUCCCCGGGGGCAUUGACGUGCACACGCGCUUCCAGAUGCCCGACCGGGGGAUGACCGCGGCGGACGACUUCUACCAGGGCACCCGCGCCGCCCUGGCGGGGGGCACCACCAUGAUCCUUGAUCAUGUGGUUCCUGAUCCCGGGGCGAGCCUCAUAUCCGCGUUUGAUCAGUGGCGGGAGUGGGCUGACGGCAGGUCGUGCUGCGACUACUCCCUGCACGUGGACAUCACCGAGUGGCACAAGGGCGUCCAGGAAGAGAUGGAGACGCUGGUCAAGGACCACGGGGUGAACUCCUUCCUGGUCUACUUGGCCUAUAAGGAUGUUUUCCAGUUGACAGAUUCACAGGUGUAUGAGGUGUUUGGUGUGAUUCGGGAUCUGGGGGCCAUCGCCCAGGUGCACGCUGAGAAUGGAGACAUCAUAGCGGAGGAGCAGCGCAGGAUUCUGGAGCAGGGCAUCACCGGCCCGGAGGGACACGUCCUGAGCCGCCCCGAGGAGGUGGAGGCUGAGGCAGUCAACCGCUCGGUCACGGUGGCCAAUCAGACCAACUGCCCUCUCUACAUCACCAAAGUGAUGAGCAAGAGUGCUGCUGAUGUCAUCGCCAUGGCCAGGAAAAAAGGUACUGUGGUGUACGGGGAGCCAAUCUCUGCCAGCCUGGGCACAGACGGCUCACACUAUUGGAGCAAGAACUGGGCCAAAGCCGCCGCCUACAUCACGUCCCCGCCCCUCAGCCCAGACCCCACCACGCCCGACUAUCUCAACUCGCUGCUCUCCUGUGGGGACCUGCAGGUGACUGGCAGUGCCCACUGCACCUUUAACACUGCCCAGCGCGCAGUGGGCAAGGACGACUUCACCCUCAUCCCUGAGGGCACCAACGGCACCGAGGAACGCCUGUCCCUCAUCUGGGACAAGUGUGUGGUAACAGGGAAGAUGGACGAGAACCAGUUUGUGGCCGUCACCAGCACCAAUGCCGCCAAGAUCUUCAACGUGUACCCGCGCAAGGGUCGCAUCGCGGUGGGCUCCGACGCUGACCUGGUGCUGUGGGACCCCGACAUCACCAAAAUCAUCUCUGCCAAGAGCCACAACCUGGCAGUGGAGUAUAACAUCUUUGAGGGGACAGAGGUGCGUGGGGGCCCCCUGGUGGUGAUCAGUCAGGGUAAGAUCGUGCUGGAGGACGGAAACCUUCACACCACCGAGGGCUCUGGGCGUUACAUACCCCGCAAGCCCUUUCCCGACUACGUCUACAAGAGGAUAAAGGCCCGCAGUAAGCUGGCUGAGUUGAGGGGGGUCCCCCGGGGUCUGUACGACGGGCCUGUGUGCGAGGUGUCAGGGACCCCCAAAACCAUCACCCCGGCCUCCUCUGCCAAAACCUCCCCCGCCAAGCAGGCCGCCCAGCCCGUGCGGAACCUGCACCAGUCUGGAUUCAGCCUCUCCGGUGCUCAGAUUGAUGACAACAUCCCUCGACGCAAUACCCAGCGCAUAGUGGCUCCCCCUGGUGGGAGGGCCAACAUCACCAGUCUGGGCUAAGCUCUCUCAUUGGCUGAAAGGGGAAGGGGGUGUGUCAGGAAGUAGGGUGUUGGCCCACAGGCCACGCCCAUUGUCAGAGCUGCAACCCUGAAGAUCCCUGCCUACAAAAGUCCCCUCUCUUCAGUCUUAUCACCCCCCACCCACCCCCUUCACCUCCCCUUCACACCUCCACCCUGAAAUACCCACAAAUCUCUUUGAGUUGACUCAUUUACUGGACACGCACUCUAUUUCAGACUGUAUUGCUUUGUGUUUUAUACUGUAUGAUCUACCGCCGUACAUCAUUUUGCUUUGUUUUGUUUUUAAAGGAAGAGACAAGUGAAACAAGACUGAGCAAUUGUAUUUUUUUCAUUUAUAGAAAGAAAAAAUCGUAUGUUCUGGGCUGUGGUGUCCAUGUUUUGCCUUUAGCCUUGCAAGUAAAGAUAUAGGUUUGUUUUUUUUAUUUAAUGUUUGUCGUCUUUUAUGAGCAUGGAAUAUGACAAGAGCGCUGAAAAUAGAACAUCAGAAUCGCAGGAUGUUGUGUGCAUACGUAUUAUUUUGGGAAAAAGUAUGCAUUGGAGUCUGACUCUUUUGUAAGGUUUUCCUCAUUGUUCAGAAGAGUACACUGUACCUGAUGUAUUUCAUGUAGCCAACGUUCAAGAAUCAAGUCACUGCACAGAACACGUCACCAUGGAGAUAUCAGGAGAAUUAGUUAAGAUUAGAGACUCGCGUUUGAAGAAACAUGAAACCAUUUUGCGUCUGCGUGCUGCAGAUCCUUGUUGAUGCGGAAGGUGAGCGGUGGUUUUGAUCUCUGAGCAGGCGGUGCGACGGCUGUGAGCACGCGAUGGAGAGCGGCAGUCCUUCUGGCUCAUUUUUCCUCCAAUGCGUUGUUUUACAUAACCUCGUCAUCUCCAGCGGUGGUGCUCGGUGCUCCACCAGAGCGGAGACACCUUCGCAAACCGCUCCCCGUGUGCGAGUCUCCGUCUUCGAUCGUCUGAAAUUUCCGACCCCCUGAACGUCUGCCUUUAACCUGUGGGCUGGGUGAGUUGCGGAGGUGUUCGCGGCGGUUGGAGCAGCGCGCCGUCCGAAUCGUGGCCUGGGGGGCGCUCCCAGCGGUUUGGAAAGGCAGAGCGUGCUCAGCCUCUCGCCCCUCUGGCCCCUUGCAUUCGUUCCUUACCUGUGCCUCAACUGCGUCUGCAGGACCCACGUGAGGUGCAUCGAUAUUUGUAUUAUUACUUAGGUAAGACAAGGCUGUAAAAUACAUUGUGUAUAAAAAAAAAUAGUAUUAACCGAUACUAAGGUGCCAGAUCUUUUUUAUUAUUAUUAUUAUUAUUGUUAUUAUUAUUAUUAUUGUUCCUCACAUAGUGGUUGUGUAAAAAAAGGAAACAAAAAACUUUUUUAAGGUAGCUUUAUGUGUUGCAUUUUUACGCAGUGUUAUUUGUAUUUUCUGAUUCACCUCCCACGGACUAAACAUCUAAAUGGACGUGUGUCAUUCCUGACACUAGAGGCGUUUUCGUGUCUGGGGAAAGGGCCCAGCUGCACGCUGAUCGCUCCCAAUGCAGAGUGAGUAAAAUGGUGGCCACAAGAGGCCGCUUCUUAUUAAGAACGUAAUCCCAUCGCUGUCCUCGCGUCCUCUGCGCGUUUCACGCGUCUUGACCCGCGCUGAACCCUCUCCCUUCGCUGGUGCGAGUGUAACUCCACGGGACAAGUGCGUCAGCCCGGUUCCUUCCUCUGGUUUGUGGUCGUGACAUUCAGUCGCUUGGCUGUGUGCUAGCCCUGUAAACGGUACCUGGGGAUGUCACGUGACAAAUUCAAACCCCUGGGAAGUGUUGAGUUGGAUUCGCUUGGUUAAUUUGCCUGGGUCGGCAUGCAUGGGCAGUGUGUCCAACUGAUCUCUUCCCCCCCCCCCCCCCCCCCAGGGAGUAAAACUUAAUUACGGGAUAAAUAAAACUGCUCCAAUUAGAGAUCAAUGUGCAAAAAGUUUCAAGGUCACUCUGCUGAAUGAGAGGAACUGUUUUCUUCUUCGCAAAACAGCCCUAGGCAUCCUGUGAAAGUGUUAGUGCAGAAGCAUUGCUCUUGCAUGUAGUGUAUGCCAUGUUGUAAGGACUUUACAGGAGGAGGUGCAUGUCGGCGUUGAGGACUCCUGCCUGGUACCUUAUGACCUCCUUCUGUCUCCUCACACACUUAGUCUUUACACCUUUGAGCUCAGUGGUCACUUUAAUCUUCCUUGUUCUCUUUACAUCCAUGCACUUAUAAUCUCAGUGAUUUUUAUUAUGAUUGUUUUUGUUGUGAUUUUAUUGGUAUUUUGUGUUUGUUUGUUUCUUGUUUAUUGUGUUUUUCUCCUUUUGCCUCCGCGCUGAAACGCAGACCGAUGCUAAUGACUGUGUGAAUUUAGCAUGGGUCUCCCAUUCGCUUGCUUGCUGUUAGAAUGCUGAGAAUCUCAGAGGGGAGGGAACAGGGCCUUAAAGAACAGAGAGGCCCUACACCCCUGCAUAUUCCUGUCUGCUUAUAGGGCCUCAAAGAACAGAAAGGCCCUACACCCCUGCAUAUUCCUGUCAGCUUCCAGGGCCUUAAAGAACAGAAAGGCCCUACACCCCUGCAUAUUCCUGUCUGCUUACAGGGCCUUAAAUAACAGAAAGGCCCUACACCCCUGCAUAUUCCUGUCAGCUUACAGGGCCUUAAAGAACAGAAAGGCCCUACACCCCUGCAUAUUCCUGUCAGCUGGAUGGAAGUGUUCUUAGAGAAACAGUUUGGAAAGUGUGCACCAGUAGAGUUUGGCAGCAGGGGAAAUGUUUCCCUGCUUUUAUCUCCCCCUCUGGAGGCUUUGUAUGGCUCCAUGCCAUAGUGGCAACAUGGGCUAGUAAUUCUAGUCAUUCUGGCCCUGCCUUUUAUUCCUAUGAGAACUGCAGUUGCCCCUGGCGACCCCUCUGGGCCCUGACGCUGUUAGAGCAACGGAACACCCAAACAGGCACACCCCCUGGCAGACUGCACAACUUUUCCAGCUCAGUCUGAGGGCUUUGGGGUCCCAGAAGGUGCAGGUGCACGGAGGGGCACCGUUAGCCCUAAAUCUUGCACAAAGCUCCCUUCCAUUCCAGUGAACAUGUCAGGACAAGCAGUGGUCUGAGCUGAAUUACUGCAGCAGCUGACCCUCCAGAGAAUGCAAGUGGCAACAAUACAGUGUGCCAGGAUGCUCACUUUGUGUACCCACAAUGCAACGUGGCAGAAUGCUGGGUCCAAGUACUUGCAAUACAACUCUCUAGUAAUGCUUGCCCCCUCCCCCACCCACUGCCACCUCUCACCCCCCUGCUUUGGCCAGCUGUGUAACUCUAUGCUCAUAUGUGAUGUAAGUGCAGCACUGAGAGAAAUUCUUUUGGUCUGAAGGUGAUGUCAUGCUUCCCCCAUUGUAAAAGUGAAAGUGUUGAUGAUGUGUGUUCUCUUAGGCUGUGGGGUUUUGAGGAUGCCUGUCUCUCUGAAAAGUAUCAAAUCCCAUUGAUGGUUACUUAAAUAAUUUCAAAAAUAAAAAACAAACAAAAAACGA
Molecule: messenger RNA, 5609 nt
Organism: Anguilla anguilla (European eel)
Lineage: Eukaryota; Metazoa; Chordata; Actinopteri; Anguilliformes; Anguillidae
Product: dihydropyrimidinase-related protein 2
Exons: 14
Coding region: 152-2095 (647 amino acids)
Cellular component (GO): cytoplasm; cytosol
Molecular function (GO): hydrolase activity, acting on carbon-nitrogen (but not peptide) bonds, in cyclic amides
Source: RefSeq, a predicted model, not a curated record